Messenger RNA from Carlito syrichta (Philippine tarsier), 647 nucleotides. RefSeq lists its product as uncharacterized. NCBI's taxonomy places the organism in Eukaryota, Metazoa, Chordata, Mammalia, Primates, Tarsiidae. The transcript has 2 exons. The record is from RefSeq and is a predicted model, not a curated record. Bases 195 to 647 code for a protein of 150 amino acids.
GCAGAUAAUGCUGUGCGGAGCUGCUCUCUCUGCUCCCACUGCUCCCACGAUGCACUGCUUAUAGCAGCUGUCAAAGAUACUGAGGGAUCCACGGGGGGGAAAAGACUUUUACAACUGCCUGGAAGAAAGGGGUGUGAGGGAGGAGACAUCUCUGUGCAGAGCUGACCAAAGAAAAGAGUAGACAUCAGUGCAGUAUGAAUGCAUACCUCACCAAGCAACAGAGCUGCAGCCGGGGGUCCGAUGGGAUGGAUGCCGGCAGGAGUGCGCCCACACUGAUCAGGGAUGCCCACUGCGCUUGUGGCUGGCAGAGGAGCCCUCAGGGGCUCGGGUACAGUUCUCAGACCAUGCCUUCCUCAGGACCUGGGGGCGCGGCUUCAAACAGAACCAAGCUGGUCACCUUAUGGGACAGUGUGCGGAAAAGCCCCCACAAGACGAGCACCAAGGGCAAAGGAACAUGUGGGGAGCAGUGUACCUGCCCACAUGGGUGGUUCAGCCCUGCACAGGCCAGCCCUGCUCCCAUAAUUGUCAACACAGAUACUUUGGACACAAUUCCUUAUGUAAGUAACAUUUUUAUUAAGACUUUCUUUAAAAACUAUGACAGAACUUUUCCAGCUGAACUGAAAAGUCAACACGUAGUUUUGUCUUAG